GUAUCUGAACUUUUGGAUACCUUUGAUGCCGUAAAAUCAGGUCGUUAUGAAAAACAACUUGUUUCUUCAGCUUCAACUGAUGAAAACGCCGCAGUAUUAUCGGGUCGUGGAGAAGUCAUUGAAGAUGCAGCAACUAUAGAAUUCAUUGAUGUGCCUAUAGUAUCCCCGAACGGGGAUGUUUUAUUAAAAAAAUUGAAUUUCUAUGUGAGACCAGGCAUGCACUUGUUGAUUGUUGGACCUAAUGGAUGCGGCAAAAGUAGUUUAUUUAGAAUUUUAGGUGGCCUCUGGCCUGUUUACGGUGGUACUGUUCAUCGACCAAAUCCAAGAGAUAUUUUUUAUAUUCCCCAACGUCCUUACUUAUCACUGGGCACGUUGCGUGACCAAAUUAUUUAUCCACAUACCGUUUCUGAAAUGACAAAGCGAGGUAUAAAUGAUCAGAGUUUACAAGAAAUCCUUAACAUUGUUCAACUAAAUACCAUUGUUGAGCGCGAAGGAGGUUGGGAUAAGGAACGUGAAUGGAAAGAUGCUUUAUCAGGAGGAGAUAAACAAAGAAUUGCUAUGGCAAGAUUGUUUUACCAUCGACCGAAAUAUGCAAUUUUGGAUGAAUGUACUAGUGCUGUAGGCUUGGAUAUUGAAAAAAUUAUGUACACACAUGCCACAGACUUGGGAAUUUCUUUGUUGACUGUAUCUCAUCGGCCAUCGUUAUGGAAAUAUCAUAAUUUCAUCUUACAAUAUGAUGGACAAGGGGGAUAUGUAUUUACCAAAUUAGAUGCAGAACGUCGAUUAAAGCUUCAAGAGGAGAAACAACAUUUGGAACAAAAACUUAUUGAAGUACCAAAAUUACAAGCUAGAUUGAGUGAUUUGAAAGCAGUGUUAUCUGAAAGAGAUGCAGAAGGCAAUUUUAUUGCAGUCACACAUUAA
Molecule: messenger RNA, 921 nt
Organism: Funneliformis mosseae
Lineage: Eukaryota; Fungi; Glomeromycota; Glomeromycetes; Glomerales; Glomeraceae
Source: the annotation of a GenBank genome assembly